AUGUCGAAAAAUCGUUUGGAAAAAUGGUUUCCCUUCAGAAAGGAUUCAAAAAGGACUCCACCUGACGAGACCGCCACACAAGGCCUAAAUGUGACCCCUUUCCCUCCGUCUGCUACCGCUGAAAUUGUGUGGUCCCCAAAUGAACUUGGUGAUCCAUCACAAACCACAACGGACCUGAACCGAAAGCCCUCUCUGGCCGGGACUGUCCUAGCAAGCACGACAUUCGGACUCCCCUCGCGAAAUCCGUCAGUGGCUACCGAUCGACGAAACGACCCUCUCGGCCUUACUAUUGUCUAUGAACCAGAAACAUCGCCUUCUCUCGACAUUAUUUUUGUUCAUGGUUUAGGCGGUACCAGCCGAGCUACGUGGGCACGAGGUCGAGAUCCACAGUACUUCUGGCCGGAGAAAUGGCUUCCUCUCGAGCCAGGAAUUCGAAUGGCACGAAUCCUGUCCUUUGGCUACAACGCUAGCUGGGCCUCCAGUGCCUCAGCUCCGAUCACGGGCAUAACAGACUUCGCGAAAGACCUGUUGUAUUCGAUGAAGUUUGCCAAGGGCGAAAAAUUGGAAGAGCUUGAGCUGGGCCAGAGACCCAUUAUCUUCAUUGUUCACUCUAUGGGGGGCCUCGUCGUUAAGCAGGCAUAUAUUCUUGGCCAAAACGACAAUCAGUAUUCUGACAUCGUAUCAUCGAUCAGUGCGAUACUAUUUUUGGCGACUCCACAUCGCGGAUCUAAUCUGGCGGAUAUCUUGAACAAGAUCCUGACCGUGUCACUGUUCAAUCAUAGUCCCAAAUUAUACAUAUCGGAGCUGAGUGUCGGGUCCCAGACUGUAGCAGCUCUGAACGAGCAAUUCCGUCACAUUGCUCCAAACCUGGACAUACUUUCAUUCUAUGAGACCCUGCAGACUUCAAUUGGUCCGAAGAAAAUGAUGGUGGUCGAGAAAGAAUCAGCUACUCUUGGGUAUCCGAAGGAGAUUUCAAAAGCUCUGGUUGCCGAUCACCAUACGGUCUGCAAGUUCGAUAGCAUUCAGGACUCCAAUUACAUCAGUGUUAGGAACGCCUUGAAAACCUUGGUCUCAUCUAUUCGCUCGGCAGGACAAUCUUUAUUUAGAGAGCAGGGGAAAACACACCUCGAACAGUUGCAGGCUCUGCUGGCAGUGUCGGAGGCCUUUCAUGAAGACCUCGAAUUCUUUCAUUCCAGGUGGACUCCUGGGACCUGCGACUGGAUUAUAUUUCAUCCAUCCUUCAUUCAUUGGAUGGAUGAAGCUGAGGAUGCCCCAACCAUGUUGUGGUUGCACGCGUUGCCAGCGAGUGGGAAAUCGGUUUUAUCAGCCUUUGUUACACAUAAGCUCUUAGAACAGGAAAUUUGUGUGUACUAUUUCUUCCGAUUCAGUGACGAGUCCAAGCGCUCGCUGAGCGCCUGCUUGAGGAGCAUUGCUUUUCAGAUUGCAAAGCAGCUGCCUGGAUUUUGCCGCGCAUUAAAAAACAUCCCAUCUGCCACAAAGACGUUAGAGAAAACGGACCCCAAGGCCAUCUGGGAGAGAAUAUUUGUUCAACUGCUGUUCAAAAUGAGAUUUUCUACAACGAUCUACUGUGUUAUCGACGCACUGGACGAGUCCGACAACCCACAGCAGCUGGUAGAGAUAAUGCAGAGUGUGUCGCAUUCAUUGACGCGCAUCAAGGUGAUCCUUGUUAGUCGGCAAACAUCAGGACUCAUCACAACGUUUGACCGGUUGUCGACUGUGCUCUCGGUCGCAUAUUUACCACUGGAGAGUACCAAAAGAGACAUACGGCGGUAUGUCGAACGGGAAGUAGAAUACUUGCGUGCCGCCCCCGAAUUCAAAGCGCGGCUAGUGGACAAAAUGGUGAAAUGUGCGAAUGGUAAUUUUCUAUGGGCCAGUCUUGCGAUGCGUGAGGUGGCGGAGUGCAACACAGAAGAGGACGUCGACGAAACGCUGGGUGGCAUCCCGGGUGGUAUGGAGCAAUUAUAUCAACGCAUGGAGCGCACAAUCAUUACGAACACAAAACCACGCGAUAGGAAACUGGGACAGAGAAUUUUGAUGUGGGCAACAUGCUCCCGGCGUCCGCUGGUCCUUAGUGAGCUGGCACAAGCGUUGGAGCCCGACUUUUUGCCCAUGGUAGAGAUGAGCCUCCUCAUCAACCGUGUUUGUGGGCAGUUUGUCAUCGUUGACUCUGCUACUGGUAGCUUAGUGAUGGUCCAUCAAACCGCGAGGGAUCAUAUAGUGGCGACGGACUCAGAGCUAGGAGUCAAUGUACUCGAAGGCCAUGAGAAGUUGUUGACCAAGUGCCUGGCUGUCUUGGAGAAGCACUACCAACCUCGAGAUCUGCAUCUUCGGCCCGGGGACCGGAAAGAUAGUUUGAGGGGAGAAUUCGUCUACUAUGCAAUGACGUCGUGGGCGUAUCACCUGGAUAAAGUAUCCCCUGAUUCAGAUGCACCACUACUUCUUUUGGCCAAAUUCCUCCAAGGCAAUCACGUUCUAGACUGGAUUGUAGCUCUGGCUCAAACAAGAAAAUUGCGGGUUCUUGUGUCUUCUGCGAAGAGCAUGAAUCUAUACGUCCGCCGGAAACGAGGUCGCAAUGCUGUGACACACCCAAUGGUCCAUCGGCUUCAAGAGCUAGACUUGGUGGAAUCAUGGGCAACAGACUUGCUCAAACUCAUUGGGAAGUUUGGACUGCAUCUGACUGAGUCCCCUACCUCUAUCUACCAGCAAAUUCCGCCAUUCUGCCCAAGAACAUCUAUGAUAUACCGCCAAUUCGAGCAAUCCGGCCCCCGUCCACAUUCCCUAGUGGUCAAUGGACUAUCAAAGUCCACGUGGGAUGAUGGCCUAGCAAGGAUUUCUCUCCAACCCGCGACCCAGGGUCUCAUAAUUGUUUGCGCCGGAGAACAUUUUGCUGUGUUAACCGGCCGAGGAGUAAUUACUUUGUAUAACUCUACGACUUUCGAGACUAGACAUGUGCUCAAACAUGCGGAGGAGGUUUCUGCGAUGAGUUUCAGUCGCGGCUCCCAUCUUAUCGUGACAUACGGUUACCGGACGACAAAGGUCUGGUCUGUCGAUUCGGGAGAAGUCAUGCACCGGAUCCAAAACCCCAUUGGCAGCACAGCCUUGGCCAUGGUAUUCUCCUCCGGGGAUACCCAGAUUGUAAUCGGGUCAGCGGAUCGACUCCUCAGAGUCGCCCGGUUGAUGGACCAAGUUCCCGCUUGGUCGGUUUUGCAUCGCAGCCUUCUGACAUUGGACACUGCUCUGGACAGGCCUGUGCAUAACGUGCCUUGGCGUAUGGCGUUUAAUUCUGACGCGACCUGUGUAGCUGUCGCGUACCGCGGUUCUCCUCUAUGUGUCUGGUCCCUGGAAAAUGCGACACUCUUGGGACGAUGUAUGCGCAGUCAUGAAUAUGCAGGAAAUUCCUGGACGGUUGUGGACCAAAUGAUAUGGCAUCCGAAAUCCCAGGACAUCCUCGGUCUGUACCAGGGAGGGCAGGUAUUCAGAUGGAAUCCAUACACGAACAGCCAGCAGGAAAUGGAAGCCGAGGGAUCAAUUAUUGCAUGCAGUCCUGAGGGCAAGUUUUUUACAAUAGGUGACAGCCAGGGCACGAUCAAGCUGUAUAGCUUUCAUCAUUUCGCCCUGAUCUACAAGCUCUCCUGCGAUCAGAUGAUCACCGAUAUCUGCUUCAGUCCAGACAGCAAACGAUUAUAUGACCUCCGUGGCCCAUGGUGCAAUGUUUGGGAGCCAAAUGCAUUACUUGCAGGGGAUGAGAAUGGCGAUGAUAGUGACCUUGGGAGCGAGGCGGCUAGCAUUCCAACGGCCAUUGUUUCCGAAGCUUCUGCAGAGGUACGGGCGCAGAUAACCGCAAUUGCCAUUCAAUUCAAAGGGCAACAUCACGCUGUUGGGAAUGAAGCGGGAGUUGUCAGCGUAAUAGAAUCCUCGGAAGGCAAGCAUGCGACAUCUGAGCUCUGGAGGUCAUCAUUGGAGCUACCAAUUUCACAUUUAGAUUGGUCGUCUGAUGGAAGAUUCUUAGCCAGUGUCGAGAUGGCAGGGAGGGUCGUCGUGAAGGAGAUUCAUACAGACAGCGACGGAGCCUGGACUGUUAACCAAGCAUUCGAGGCGACAAUGGAUGUUAGUCCUGAAGGCGUUCAACAAGUCCUCCUCAAUAGCAACGGGGCAAUUGUUUUAGUCAAAAACGGGCCUUCAGUCACCGUUCAACCGGUGAUGUCGACUCAUCCCAGCAGAGAACCUCUGGCUAUUACAUCGCCAGAUACGAAGUGGGUCAAACACCCAACAGACUCAAAACUAUUAUUGUCUUUUAGCUCCAGUCAUAUACGUGUCUACAGAUGGGAUGAUCUCUCUGAAAUCUCCGUCAUGGAUCUGGAGAGACCACCGGUACUGUCGGAACCAGAUCUAGAGGUCACUCCAGAUAUCGUCAAAGACCACCUGCAUAAUGAAGAAAACGCAAAAAUCCAGCGCAUCUGCCAUACUCGCUCAGGCUCCCACUUCCUCAUCCACACUAUCUUUUCGACCAACGGUCGCAGAGAAACCGUCACAUUGCUGUUUCAAACAUCUUCUCUGUCCCAAUUACCAACCACGCCAACCAUAUCUCCGUCGAUCGAAACGCCCAUGACCAUUCCACCCGAAAUUCAGCGCCAAAUUGAAAUUCCCCUUGGAAUCCUCUCGCGUCAACGUCUUGUGUUCCUUAACAAAAGCCACUGGGUAUGUUCUUGGAUUCUCGGUUCCAACUUCACCCCAGACCAGGUGCAGCGACACUACUUCCUCCCCAAGGAUUGGUUGAAUAUGGAAUGUUUGGAAUUGUGUGUUUUGCUUCCAAAUGGGGUGUUUUUGAUCCCGAAUAACGGCGAGCUGGCUGAGGUUAGUAGCACCGGGUUAAGUCAUGGGUGA
Molecule: messenger RNA, 4905 nt
Organism: Penicillium samsonianum
Lineage: Eukaryota; Fungi; Ascomycota; Eurotiomycetes; Eurotiales; Aspergillaceae
Exons: 5
Coding region: 1-4905 (1634 amino acids)
Molecular function (GO): protein binding
Source: RefSeq, a predicted model, not a curated record